Molecule: messenger RNA, 3260 nt
Organism: Plectropomus leopardus (leopard coralgrouper)
Lineage: Eukaryota; Metazoa; Chordata; Actinopteri; Perciformes; Serranidae
Source: RefSeq, a predicted model, not a curated record
GCAGCGAUUCCUCAACAGCUCUUGUUUUUGAAGUUGAUUUCACUUCCCAAAGAAGAGCGGCUAUAAAUAGGAAAUGUAACGCAGAAUAAAAGAAGCGUAAUCACAGAUUUAAUUUAGAUCCACCUGCCUUAAGAGUGCAGCCAGCAGCCACACAGAGGAGAAUCCGUCGAUGCGAGUGGACACAUGAGCACUUGGGCGGUUGGUAGGCUGCUGCUCUGCUCCGCUGUGUAGGCUAGUUGUGCACACGGUGGCUGGCAGGCACAAGUUGGAGAGCAGCGGGAGGAGUUUGUCAGACUUACCCAUGUGAGCAAUACUUCAGGACCAAGGACAGAUCCCCACCGCUGCCUGGCAAACAUGCUCAAAGUGAACAACAUCUGGACUGCGCUCGUCGCAUGAAACCUCUGCACGCUGUCUGUUGUCGCGCGGCUUGUGGGAAGGAGACCUGCAGAUACAUCCGGCAAGAGACAUCUAGUGCUACAACCAGGAAAUAUCAAACAUGCUGCACCCACUGAAGGAAGACUUGAAAGUGAUCCGCCUCCAGACUCUGUGAACCUUUGCUCCUCUCCACUUCAGCCUGCUGAACCCUGCCACCUGAUCCUGCCAUGCUGAGUGUAACGCUCUGCCGCAGGUCUUUGGCCAAUUCUGUCCAGUACUGGCCCCUCCACAUGCUCCUGCUGGAGCUGCUGAUUCCAGGGGUCCUGCCCAACAUCUCCAGAUUACCACCUGCGGCCAAACGGGAAAUCAUUAUGGACGGGGACUUGGUGAUUGGAGGCCUGUUCCCGGUGCACCACAAGGGCGAUGGGACGGAGGACUGUGGGAAGAUAAACGAGGAGAGAGGGAUCCAGAGAUUGGAAGCCAUGCUGCUGGCACUUGAUGAGAUUAACUCCAGCGAUCGCAUUCUUCCCGGACUCCAGCUGGGGGCCCACAUCCUGGACACCUGCUCGAAGGACACAUAUGCUCUGGAGCAGUCUCUAGAUUUCGUAAGGGCCUCCCUCACCAAGGUGCACGAUCCAGGCUUCAUCUGCCCAGACGGCUCCAGACCUGUCCAAAACGAGGUUCCAUUGGCUAUCUCUGGGGUCAUCGGAGGAUCCUACAGCGACGUUUCCAUACAGGUGGCCAACCUCCUGCGAUUGUUUCAGAUCCCUCAGAUCAGCUAUGCCUCCACCAGCUCAAAGCUCAGCGAUAAGACCCGCUAUGACUACUUUGCUCGCACUGUACCCCCUGACUUUUACCAGGCCAAAGCCAUAGCCGAGAUUCUGCGUUACUUCAACUGGACCUACGUGUCAACAGUAGCGUCAGAGGGCGACUAUGGUGAAACUGGCAUCGAUGCCUUCCAGCAGGAGGCACGCAGUCGCCAAAUCUGCAUCGCCACUUCAGCCAAAGUGAGCCGCUCCAUGAACCGCCAGGGCUACGAUAAUGUGAUCCGCGCUCUGCAGCAGAAGUCCAACGCUAAGGUGGUCAUCCUGUUCACCCGCAGCGAAGACGCCCGUGAGCUGCUGGUGGCCGCCGCUCGCAUGAACGUCACCUUCACCUGGGUGGCCAGCGAUGGAUGGGGGGCGCAGGAGAGUGUGGUGAGGGGCAGCGAGACAGCAGCAGAGGGGGCUUUCACCAUCGAGCUGGCCUCCUACCCAAUUAGAGAGUUUGAAGAUUACUUCACCAAGCUGAACCCGUACACCAACACAAGGAACCCGUGGUUCAAGGAGUUCUGGGAGCACCGGUUCGGCUGUAGCCUCCAGGAACACGGCUGCAGUGAACACAGCUUACGAGAUGGAACUUUUGAGCAGGAGUCUAAGAUUAUGUUUGUAGUAAAUGCAGUCUAUGCCAUGGCCUACGCUCUGCACAACAUGAGGCAAGCAGUAUGCUCCAACACAUCCAAGGUCUGUGACGCCAUGAAACCAGGAAACGGCAAAAGGUUCUACAAGGAGUUCAUCUUGAAGACCAAGUUUGAUGCUCCAUUCAGACCCGACACUGAGAACAUGGUGCGCUUCGACUCCUUUGGUGACAGCAUCAGCCGCUACAACAUCUUCCAUUACCACAAGGAAGAGGGGAAGUUCGUCUACAGGAAAGUCGGCUACUGGGACCAGAACCUGACCCUGAACACCACCCUGGUACCCUGGCGUGACCUCGUACCACCAACUUCCCAAUGCAGUGACCCUUGCAGGAAGAACGAGGUGAAGAGCAUGCAGCCUGGAGACGUGUGCUGCUGGAUCUGCAUCCCCUGCCAGCCCUACCAGUACCUACAGGAUGAGUUUACCUGUGCUGACUGCAGCUUCGGUCAGUGGCCUCUGGCUAACUUAACUGGCUGCUAUAAUCUUCCUGAAGAAUACAUCCGCUGGGAAGAUGCCUGGGCCAUUGGUCCCGUCACCAUCUCCUGCCUUGGCAUCUUGUGCACUCUGUCAGUAGUGGGCCUCUUCUUCAAGCACAAUGAGACACCUGUGGUAAAAGCAAGUGGACGUGAGCUCUCUUACAUCCUCUUGCUGGGAGUGUUGAUGUGCUACCUCAUGACCUUCAUCUACAUUGCCAAACCUUCCACUGCUGUCUGUACCCUACGCCGACUUGGCUUGGGCACCUCGUUUGCAGUGUGUUACUCAGCUCUUCUAACCAAGACCAACCGAAUCGCUCGCAUCUUCAGUGGGGUGAAGGAUGGAGCCCAGCGUCCACGCUUCAUCAGUCCUGCUUCCCAGGUAGCGAUCUGCGGUGCUCUUAUCUCCUGCCAGCUGCUGGUGGCUGUCAUCUGGCUGCUGGUGGAGGUGCCCGGGGUUCGUAAGGAGGUGAGCCCAGAGAGGAGAGACGUGGUCACCCUCAAGUGCAGCAGCAGGGACUCCACCAUGCUCAUGUCACUCACCUACAACUGCAUCCUCAUCGUCCUCUGCACCGUCUACGCUUUCAAGACGCGAAAGUGCCCUGAAAACUUCAAUGAAGCCAAGUUCAUUGGGUUCACCAUGUACACCACGUGCAUCAUCUGGCUCGCUUUCCAGCCCAUCUUCUAUGUCACCGCCAGCGACUACAGGGUGCAGACCACCACCAUGUGCAUCUCCGUCAGUCUGAGUGGUUCGGUGGUUCUUGGCUGCCUCUUUGCCCCCAAAGUCCACAUCAUCCUGUUUCAGCCCCAAAAAAAUGUGGCCUCUCUCAGAGUCACAGCCAACCGCUUCAGCGCCGCAGUGUCCGCCUCCGCCUCUGCCUCCGCUCCCAGCUCCAGCUACUCGAAAGGUACAAGUAUCCACUAUAUUGGGUACUCAUAUCUCUGUCUAGUACUGUAA